AGUGGCCGAAGGUAGAUUAGGUCUGAGUCCCUGUCUAACUAACCCGGAUCCGUUUGUGGCUACUGGCCUUCCUUGAAAGCCACUUGACUUCUCUUCUCCCGGUGAUACUAGCGGAAGCCUUUUGUUUUGCUCUUCGCCGGCGAGGGGAAAGAGUGAAGAAACGAACGGAGGAGCGAGAUCCGUAGCGAAGGGGGAAUGGAGGGCGGCGAUGAUGGUGGGGCGGCGGCGGCGGCUGCUGCGGCCGCCGUGGACUCGAAGGACUUACAGCAGCAGAGCAAAGCCCUCGACAAGCUCACCGACCGCGUCGAAGACCGCCAGCUCGAUUCCAGCCGCGUCCAGAGUGCCAUGGCAGCUCUUGCUUCAUCUAAAGAAGCUGAUUGGAAUGCGAUGAGAAUGCGGGAGAAGGAACUGGCUGCUGUCAAGAUCAAUCCAACUGAUGUAGACAUCAUCGCCAAUGAGCUUGAGCUGGACAAGAAGGUGGCAGAGAGAACACUGAGGGAGCACAAAGGCGAUGCUGUUGCUGCCAUUCGCUCUUUGCUGCGCUAGAAGUUUGCAUGACACGAUACUAUGGCUCCAUUUUUGUAAUCAUGCAAUAUGGUUGGGCAAUCGGGUAUAAAUCCUGAGUACAUUUAUAUGGAAAAAGAACUAGUUUCUUGCUCCAGUUUUUACUCCAAAUUUUUACGUGAAACAUCAUUCUCUUGUGCUGGAAAAUAUGCAGUGACUAUAUAUUCUGUUUAUUUUCUGCGGUGUGCUUGUUGAUUUCUUG
Elaeis guineensis (African oil palm) is the source of this 766-nucleotide messenger RNA. RefSeq lists its product as uncharacterized. Gene Ontology annotation, biological process: negative regulation of apoptotic process; protein stabilization. NCBI's taxonomy places the organism in Eukaryota, Viridiplantae, Streptophyta, Magnoliopsida, Arecales, Arecaceae. The record is from RefSeq and is a predicted model, not a curated record.